GACAAGGGAGCUUCGUUCCCCCUGGCUUACAGCUGUCCUAAGUGCCUGCAGGUCUUCAAGAAUGCUUUCUGUCUCAAGGGUCAUGGCCUGUCCCACUUGGAUGUCCAGCAUGGCAUCUGUGAGUCUUGUGGCAAGGCCUUCAAGCAAUCUAGCAGUCUCGGCCAGCACCAGCCAAUCCCCCGGGCUUCCUGUAGGUGUUCCUCAGCACAUUCUGGCACUUUAGGGCAAACUGAGUCUCUUACUGAUAUGGACACAAAGCUGAUGUGUUUAGCGAACAGUGUGCUGGGAAUGUUUCCCCAGCUCUCCAACGUAGAGCUUGGCUCUGGCAUGUGGACAGGCAGCAUCCGUUUCUGGGCUGUUGUAUCCCACACUGAACGAUCUCCAGCCUCGAGAUGCACUGCAGGCCUCCGGGUGGCGGGGAAAUCGGGAGGAAGUAAUGAAAAAGAUGCCCUCACCUCCUAAGGGGAUUAAUGCUCUUCUCCCCUUGAGCCUCCCCCAAGAGGCAGGGACCUUGGGUUUUAACUCUGCACCGGGUGGGAUUUAUGACUGGGGAGUUCACUCUCUGGCUUCAGUCCUCCCUGUGUAACCCAGGAACGAAUUCUCUCCUCCCUGUCAGCACCAGAUGGCAGUGAUUUGCCAAACCUGCUAAGGCAUCUAGCUCCUUGCCUUGUUCUUUGUUUCUUCCUCCGCAUUUUAAAACUGGGAAAGUCGUGGGACGCAUCCCAAACCAGGUCAAGUCGGUCACCUGUUCUGUCCUCACUUGGGCCCCCGUGCUCCAGUGGUCACUUACUUACUGGCUGUGGUGGGGUGCUCUGCAUAUGUCCUACUGUGGCUGUAGGAAGCAGCUCAGGUUGAUGCAGAGGGAGAUGGGCCGACUCCCACCGGGCUUGUGCAUGAGCCUGCAGAGCUGUGUGAGCACGCUCUCCCUCAGCCAGCAUGGGUCUCACAUUUGGGAUUCUGGCCCCGAGUGUGCGGCCCCUGCAGAAAGACCUCCACGCCUUCCAGCAGCCCCAGCCCCCGCUGGCUGACCCGCCCUGGGGUGGGCUGCUGCUGCCGACCUCUCCCGGAGCUGGCCCAACAGAUCCCGCUGGAUUCCUCAGGGAGGGGCCUCCUGGCCGGCUGUGGAGAUGGAGGCCAAGGGUUCAGCUGUGCUCGAAUCCGGGGAUCAGUUGCCUCCAGGACUGCAGCCCACGGAGGGACUGGCGGCACGGUACCUGGCCCUUCGCCACUCACCACCUGUCUCUGGCCUCGGUUUCACCACCGGCACUCUGUCUUCCUGCCUUGUGAUGUAUUAAGUGUCAAGGCUGGGGUUUCCUCUGCUGUUGCAGGGCGGGAAUCGUCCGGCCCUCUGGCUUUGCUGUGUGGCCACAGAGAAAUGGCCAGCCCCUCUGAAUUCGGUUGCAGUUUGUCCCCUGCGACGCCGGAACCGUUGUUCGGGGGUGUUCGUUUCCCGUCGGGGCGGGUUUCCGGGGCGGCGUCCGGCCACAGUGGCGUCGGGGCCGGGCGCGGGGCGGCCCGUGGAGGUGACCGCACGGCGCUGGGCUCCCGGUGGCGCCCCGAGCUGACACCCCAGAUGCUGCUGCUGCCGCCUCGGCCACCCCACCCUCGGUCCUCCUCGCCAGAGGCCAUGGACCCACCGCCCCCCAAGGCUCCCCCUUUCCCCAAGACGGAAGGCCCUUCCUCCACUCCAUCCUCGGCGGCAGGCCCCCGGCCCCCGCGGCUGGGCCGCCACCUGCUCAUCGACGCCAACGGGGUGCCCUACACAUACACGGUGCAGCUGGAGGAGGAGCCCCGGGGCCCGCCCCAGCGCGAGGCAGCGCCGGGAGAACCCGGGCCGCGCAAGGGCUACAGCUGCCCGGAGUGCGCUCGCGUCUUUGCCAGCCCUCUGCGGCUGCAGAGCCACCGCGUGUCGCACUCGGACCUCAAGCCCUUCACGUGCGGCGCCUGCGGCAAGGCCUUCAAGCGCUCCAGCCACCUGUCGCGGCACCGCGCCACGCACCGCGCGCGCGCAGGCCCGCCGCACACCUGCCCGCUCUGCCCACGUCGCUUCCAGGACGCCGCGGAGCUGGCGCAACACGUGCGCCUGCACUGAGUUCCAGACCCUCGGGGCCUCGCGAGCCACACAGCGUCACUCCCACACGCGCUCCCUGCCUUACCCGGGGCCUCCGUUUCUCCAUCCGCCCAAAGGGAGAAACACCAGCCCUUCCUUACCUUCCUUCUAGCUGUGUGAUGUAGACCAAGCCGUUGCCCCUCCCUGGACCUGGGAGCCAGUCUCGGAGCUGGGUUCCGGCCCGGCUGUGCUGCGCGAGCCUUUGCAGGAGACAACGUCUCUGGGCCUUGGUCUUCGGCUCCGAAGUGGUGAACGGUUGUGUGCGCGGAAGAUUUGACAAAAGAGCACGGCGCGGUCUGGCUCAUUUCUGUUAUCUCCCCCUUUCCACCCACAGCCCUCACCCCUUACUCAAUAAACAUUCCGCACUCCA
Molecule: messenger RNA, 2480 nt
Organism: Zalophus californianus (California sea lion)
Lineage: Eukaryota; Metazoa; Chordata; Mammalia; Carnivora; Otariidae
Gene: ZNF580
Product: zinc finger protein 580
Exons: 2
Coding region: 1376-2092 (238 amino acids)
Biological process (GO): regulation of transcription by RNA polymerase II
Cellular component (GO): nucleus
Molecular function (GO): RNA polymerase II cis-regulatory region sequence-specific DNA binding; DNA-binding transcription activator activity, RNA polymerase II-specific
Source: RefSeq, a predicted model, not a curated record